UGCUCCCAGAAGGUACCUGCGUCGCUUGUGGUCCCGUUUUCGCGCUUUUUAAUCCAUCCUGCUCUUGUGCGCUUUUUAUAUUUUGAGCUCAUGUUUGUAAUUUAUCGUUUCUUCGUUUCAGUUUAAUAAUGACUUGGUAAAAAUAUCAUAGAUUGUUCACCAGACAGCUAGCUGGUGCGAUGCGAGCCUUGAACGCUAAAGGAAGGAAUAGUGCAUAGAGAUUUGAACCGCAGAAUAUCUUGUUGAAAUUCGAUCCAAAGUUUACUGCAUGUGAUAGAAAAGAUUCUAGGAUGUAUUCGAGACCGGAAAAGUCAUAUUGAAAAUAGUUGUAGGUGGUGUAGCUCAUUUCGGAUUUGCCCGAGUUUUAAUGGACGGAGUAAUGGCUGCUACGAUGCGUGGAUCUCCUACAUGCACGGCACCGGAAAUAAUAAUGUCACGAAAAUACGAUGCCAAAGCUGACUUGUGAAGUUUAAGAACAAUAAUGUAUCAAUGUUUGCUGAGUUACGUUCCUUUCAGUGCAACUAUACUACUGCUGCAGGUUUGAAGAAUAUUUACGAGAAGAGCGAAAAUCUUGUACCUAGUUUCUUGGAAAGCGUAUCAUCUGAUUUGAGAGAUCUGCUGACUCGUCUUCGAAAACGUAACUCAUCCGAUAGAAUAUUUUUCGAAGAUUACUUCAAUCAUCCACAUUUGAUAAAGAGAUCAUCUCCGAUGCGUCCCAAACCGCUUCCCAGUCCUCGUGAAAUGACAGAGCUAAGCAAUUACAUCGAAGUUCGAGAUGAAAAGAAACCUAGCGCUUUACCCAAACCAACCAAAUGUAACCAGUUGAAAAUUUUCAAUAAUAGAUUCAGUUUCAAUAUUUUUAUUAGUUCUGAAACAUCGGAUGAUUUUGUCCUGGUACCUGCUGCUAAUUUACCAAUUGAUGAACAGUGUUGUGAAAUGAAUUCUAGUCCGCCUAUAUGCCCGUCGACUCUAUCCAAUACAGAUACCAAAAAAUAGCUCAUCACCGAAGAAAGUAUAGUGGUAACUUUGAACUGGACGUUUGAUGGGUUGAGCACUUCAGCUUUACGAUCGAAAGUAUAUUUCGCACUUUUUCGAAAAGACGUGAUCAAGUCCUCUAUUCAACCUGUCGCGACUCGUUGGUGAUGGUAAUACUUGAAAAAAUGAACGAUUUUUUGUUAGGGCGAUGAUUUCGGAAUUAUGAUGAGAAAUGUUUCGCAUCUUUCCAAGUUUAGACUUGAUCAGUUCUUUGGGCUCUGUGGAAACCUGUCGCGACUUAUAUGAUGAUGAGUAACAGGUGCAUACCUGAAAAGUUGAACGACUGUUUUUUUGGGUUGAUGAGUUGAGCUUUACAAUCGAAAGUACCUACAUACAUAUGUUUCGCACAUUUUCAAGAAGAUGUGAUCAAGUCCCCUAUUCAACCUGUCGCGACUUGCAUGGUGAUGAGUAUUACUUACUUGAAAAAAUGAACGAUUUUUGUUACGGCGUUGUUUAUUUUGCAUUUGUCUUCGUGAAAAUCGCCGAGUCUUGACGUACCUGAAGAAGAGAAUUUUAUAAAUCACAAGAUGGCGACGAUGCUGUUGGAGAAAUUUCCUUGGCAGCUUUUCUACAUUCAUUGUUUGUGGUUCAAUCUUGGAAGGGAUUUUAAGCAUGAUGGUUAGUUUUAGAUUAAUUUAGAUAUUUAUGUAGUUCAGCAGAUACCUGCAUUGGGUGAUUGCUGCCGAGGUUGGCCUCGAGAUUGCCCAAUCUUGACCAGUGCUGAUGAGUAAUUGAGUAUGAUUCAUUAGUACACACAUAGUGUGAUUGUAUUAGGGGCUGAUACCUGAUGGGUACAAUUUACUCAUUUCGGGUCUCAAUUUAGGAGAGAUUUGGGGUGUGAUGAUUCAUAAUUUUUUAGUAUUCUGUAGAAUACUGCCUAAUGAAUUGUAAUGUUUCAACGGAUUUCAAUUGAAUGUUUUUUCUCGUGAUGUGGAUAUUGGUAGAUACCUGUUACCUACUUACUUAUUGUAUUUGUUCUAAAUAUUUUACCUACGUAUAUAAAUAUCUAAUAUAUAUUUUUUUUUGCCAUGUUUCAUGUAACAUGCUCAUUUCGUCUACCAAAAUCGACGCCGGCGGAAAAAGUGGUUGAUUUCAUAAUGUGAGCUGUCUAAUUCCAAACUAACAAUAAGUAAUACUUCAAAGAAGAGAAGACCGAACUUUCAUAACGAUUCCAAACAUCGUGGAAUACCACGCAGAGAACACAUUUUUGCGAGAAACAACAAGUCAACAUCUCUUCUUACUCAGAGGCUCAUUUAAAUUUAAAUUUUUUGCAUUUGUUAUGUAUACAUAGUUUCAUUACUGAGGUACCUAAAACUUGUAUUGCAGAUGAAAUGAAUGUUACCUUAAAUACUGUCCAAUAUAGAAGUACGCAAUUCA
Planococcus citri (citrus mealybug) is the source of this 2412-nucleotide messenger RNA. RefSeq names its product serine/threonine-protein kinase unc-51-like. The record is from RefSeq and is a predicted model, not a curated record. The transcript is spliced from 12 exons. Bases 490 to 996 code for a protein of 168 amino acids. NCBI's taxonomy places the organism in Eukaryota, Metazoa, Arthropoda, Insecta, Hemiptera, Pseudococcidae.